AUGUCUGGUUUGGAUUACUGUAAAAAAUGGUUGAGCAUCACUGGUAUAAUGACAACAAAUGUGAAGUUAUUCCAGAUUGUUUUCAAAACAAAAAAACGACUGAUCGAUUUUCAAAAAUAUAAUCUGUCGUCAUUAAUAUUGGUGGUUGGAACGUUUAACAUUAUUCUCGAUUGUUGUGCGGUAUUUUAAAAUUUGGAUCAUAAAGUAUAACCCGGUUAUAGUUCACCGACAAUCGAACUUUGUGAAUACGGCGUCAUUUUUGUUGAUUCAACAAGUUGUCGUUCGACAUUUGUGUCACGUUUUAAUAUAUUUAUUUACUCUUCCGCAUUACGGAGAUUACUAUUCGAGAAAACGAGCUUUAACGUAAUAAAUCAGGGUUAAACUGUUUUCAAGAUAAUGACGUCUAAUACUCCUUGGCGUUCGCAACACCGUCAAACCCACGAUCGUGGUAACAAUAACCGAGUGUUUGAAGUACGAAAUCGUUUUUCUCAAAAAGAAACCAGCAUUGAUCUCGAGUCUAAACCUGAAAUCGUCGGAUAUUUUAGUCUUGAUGGAAAUCGAACUUAUUUGCCUGAUGCAUCCAACUUAUCUUAUUACAAUCCUCCAAAGAUAGAAAAUGUUUGUUUGGAUCUGAAUAAGGGUAUCGAAAAAGUUCGUAGAAAAUCUGCUUCUGCAGACGAAGAAAAAAUAAGAAAUCUACUUAAGUGGAUCUCACUUAACAAUGACAAAAUUCCAGCACCCGUUGAAUCUAGAAGAAGUAUUGAACCAACAUUCGUAUGUUUUCGAGGCUUAUUGAGAUUGCUCUUGUGUACUCCGUAUUCACCCAAAGAUCCUUGGAUAAUUUGUGCUGCCAGAUGGAAAGGGACAAUAUAUUUGUGUGAAUUCAAAACACCAGAAGAAAAACGUCGCAACGCCAACAUGUCGAAGGAAAUGCUGAAAUUCAUGUCAUGGGGUUUCAAAUUCGAAAAAUACAUUUUAUCAGAUGCUCCUGAUCAGCAACCGGAUGCAUCACAACCAGUGGAUGAAUCGGAGGAAUUUUGUUGCAUGUUUCAACGUAAAAUCGGUCUGAGAUAUUUCAAUCCAGUGGAAAAUCCAGUUCCCAUCGAUCUGAAUGAAGGUUUCGAAAACAUUGUGGUCAGCCAAGCAGAAAUAAAAAAAAUACGAGCGUUGCAAUGGAUCGAUGAGAAUCGGGAUACGAUCAAAGCUUCUCCUGAAACUGGACGCUUGAUAGAACCAAAUUUUGUAUGCUCUCCUCAAACACUAGUGCUUUUCAUGUCCGCGUCUUAUGUACCAUUCCAAAGCUGGGGCAUGUGGGCUGCAAAAUGGCAAGGAACAAUAUACAUAAAAACUGCUGCAGGUUUUAAUAGAGGGAACUAUGAAAAUGAUGAAAAAUUUUGGUAUCGGAAUCAUAAAUUCUGUGAAUACGUUGUCUCAGAAUCUCCAAAGGAAGCUCCGAAUCCUAAAAAACCAUUGGUGAAGGAUGAAGCAUUCCGAUGUAUCUAUCAGCGGCAGUUUGGCCAACAUUCUGUGCUGUAUUCGGCUUCGAGAAAGGCAGUGCUGUCCGACAAAAUAUUUUCAGAUCCACUACCGCUUGAUGAACUUAAAUUCAUCGAUUUGCGUAUAAGCAAAACAAUCAAAUAUCAAGGACAAGAGACCUAUUUGAAGAAAUAUAUAUUUUUAAGAUGGUGGGCAAAUGUAAUUCUCGUCAAUGAUGAUCAAGUGUUAUGUGGUUUUCGAGAUGAUAAUGGAAUUGUCCACGAAUUGAAAACAUACAAAACUGAUGAUCUGCCCAAAUUGUCAGAGGGUUUUUGGGAUCCACAGAAAUGUCUUGACUCCUGUGAAACAAUCUUGACAACAAUUGCAGAAACUGUCGUUGAAGAUUGUGACAAAAUGAUUUACGAAAUUGUCAAGAAACCCAGAAAAAACAUUGAGAUCAACAAAUUGGAGCCUUCAGAAGAAAAUUCUGUUGUACCGGAGUGGUACAAAAAUUCCAUGAUCCGAUAAAUCAAUUACUAUGUGGUUCAAAUGCAACAGAAACAGUUCAAAUACUUCACCAGUGUUAACCUUUUUUUUAUGGAAUAUAUGCACAAGUUCAUUCUCUGGAGGUGUAUGGAAAAAAAAUAAAGAAUUUUGUAUUGAA
Messenger RNA from Venturia canescens, 2140 nucleotides. RefSeq names its product decapping and exoribonuclease protein-like. The record is from RefSeq and is a predicted model, not a curated record. Gene Ontology annotation, molecular function: mRNA 5'-diphosphatase activity. Gene Ontology annotation, cellular component: nucleus; cytosol. Lineage: Eukaryota; Metazoa; Arthropoda; Insecta; Hymenoptera; Ichneumonidae. The transcript has 7 exons. Bases 397 to 2004 code for a protein of 535 amino acids. Gene Ontology annotation, biological process: NAD-cap decapping; nuclear-transcribed mRNA catabolic process.